GGGUCAGAACGGAGCAGCCAAUCGGAGCGGCGCCUUCGCCUGGCCCGGGACUCGCGAGGUAACUUGCUCUGGGGAACCAGCACCAUGGCGUCGGGCUGCAAGGUUGGGCCGUCCAUCCUCAACAGCGACCUGGCCAACUUGGGCGCCGAGUGCCUCCGCAUGCUGGACUCCGGGGCCGACUACCUGCACCUGGAUGUAAUGGACGGGCAUUUUGUUCCCAACAUCACCUUUGGUCACCCUGUGGUAGAAAGCCUCCGAAAGCAGCUAGGCCAGGACCCUUUCUUUGACAUGCACAUGAUGGUGUCGAGGCCCGAACAGUGGGUAAAACCAAUGGCGGUAGCAGGAGCUAAUCAGUACACCUUUCAUCUCGAGGCUACUGAGAACCCAGGGGCUUUGAUUAAAGACAUUCGGGAGAAUGGGAUGAAGGUUGGUCUUGCCAUCAAACCAGGAACUACAGUUGAGUAUUUGGCACCGUGGGCUAAUCAAAUAGAUAUGGCCUUGGUUAUGACAGUGGAACCUGGGUUUGGAGGGCAGAAAUUCAUGGAAGAUAUGAUGCCAAAGGUCCACUGGUUGCGGACCCAGUUCCCGUCUUUGGACAUAGAGGUCGAUGGUGGAGUAGGUCCUGACACUAUCCAUAAAUGUGCAGAGGCAGGAGCUAACAUGAUUGUGUCUGGCAGUGCCAUUAUGAGGAGUGAAGACCCGAGAUCUGUGAUCAACCUGUUAAGAAAUGUUUGCUCAGAAGCUGCUCAGAAACGUUCUCUUGAUCGAUGAAAGCACAAGGAGUCCAGUGUCUCUGCUCAUGAAAUGCUUUUACUGGAGAACAAGAAUAUUGACUACCAACUCAUAUCACAACAGUGCUGCUUUUCUGAGCAAUUCAUUCCAGUGACUAACAUCUGUUGUGCAGAAUGUCCCAAGAGGUUAGAAAUUUAGUGAAGGGAUUUAAAGAUUAGUGGGGUGAAAUGCCAUUUUUACUGGGAGACUUGAUUUUUAUAAAGAGUAAAAAUACGGUUGUAUUAAGGUUAUAAAUAGAAAUGUGUCUUAAUGCCUAAGGAAGGCACAAUAGCUACUAUGAAAAAUGUUUUUCUCCACUUCUAAAAAGAAAUUUCUAUUGUUUCUUGGCUGUUUUCAAAAAGCAAAGUAAGUUCUAAUGUCUUUCCUGUUCCUUGUCAUUUUUGGUUUGUCUCUAUGCGUUAUCAGUAGAAUAGAAGUUAGGGAAAAUCUAUGGCUGGGAUAGCAUACCGUAUUCUUCUUGCUUCUAAAACAUCUAUUUUUUCACUUUGCACCUUAUAUAUGAUAUAAGAAAACCAUGUCUGAAGCCCAGGAGUUUUGGGUCUGUUGUAAAAUACAUAGAUUUUAUCAGGUGUUCUGUUAGCUUUGCUGCAAGGGCAGAUGAUUCAUUGAUUUGCCCACCAUCUCCCCUUAAUCACACCGACCGUUUGUAAGGAUGUGAGGUAAUGUGCUAGUUCUGAGCAGAAAGGGAAAAAAAAGCCUCUUUUUGGAAGUAAGAUUGAAUUUACUCUUCCCCUUUCCAAAUUUCACUUAGCAAAUCAAAUCAACCAACAUCUUUGAGCUUCUAUUAACUGAUUUAUACAUUGAAUUUAGUUAUAAUAACUGCAGGGUUGUGUUGAGGAUGAAAAAAGAUACUCUUACAUAUGUAAAGCUUCCACCAUUAUUCCUAGAACUGGCAUAGAAUUGAGGAUGCUCGGUACAAAGUAGCUAUCAUUAUAAAGUUUAUGUUUUGUAGGUAAUAAAGUACUUUGCUAAUCUCAUUAAAUCUUUGAAUCACUCCUGUGAGUGGGCAGACAGGUAUCUUUGUCCCCGUUUUUUAAAAAUGAAGACACUGAAGCUCAGCAAUAGGCUACAAGCACAGAAAAGACUCAGUAGGGCACAGGAUUUCUGGUCUGUACUCUUUUUACAACUGGAGGCCUUGGGAGGUGGAUUAGGCAAAGGAAGCUUCUUAACAUUGUCUUAUUUCCAGUCUAACUUGACCCUGUAGCAGAACCAGAUUGCUGAGGAUAUCCCAGAACUAUGGAUUUUGACCCUAAAGGAUAUGUAUUUUAUUAAUCCAAGAAAGACCAGGUAGGCUAAGAGAUGGCAAGGUACAGAAUCAUUCCAUAAACUAAAUAUUUAUAAUUGUGUCCCAAAUCAUAUUUUGACAACAAAUAUGUCAGUCACUUAAUUAUUGCAAAUACUCUUGCUAUGUAAUACAUAUGGCAAGAAAUAACAGGACCAGUGUCAUUGAACUUCUUUAGACUACUGUGAAUUUUAAGAAAAAAGUAAUUGAAAA
Messenger RNA from Myotis brandtii (Brandt's bat), 2287 nucleotides. It is a transcript of the gene RPE, whose product is annotated as ribulose-5-phosphate-3-epimerase. Gene Ontology annotation, cellular component: cytosol. The transcript has 6 exons. The record is from RefSeq and is a predicted model, not a curated record. The coding region runs from base 85 to 771 and encodes 228 amino acids. Gene Ontology annotation, molecular function: metal ion binding; D-ribulose-phosphate 3-epimerase activity. Gene Ontology annotation, biological process: pentose-phosphate shunt, non-oxidative branch; pentose-phosphate shunt; carbohydrate metabolic process. NCBI's taxonomy places the organism in Eukaryota, Metazoa, Chordata, Mammalia, Chiroptera, Vespertilionidae.